UUUCUCUGAAUCUGCACACAAAGCAUUAAGCAUUUUGAUCAGCACUUAUAUCAGCUCACCACCAUCAAACAGAAGAACAGAAGAGUUCGAACGCUUCGAACGAACGAUGCAAGCCACUGUGGUUGCCCUCGGUUCUGCUGUUUUGCUGGCGUUCGUCGCGAGUAGAGUGAGCGCGCUGAGCUUGGAUUACUAUGACCAGACGUGCCCGAAGCUCGAGCAUUCGGUGAGGAAGGCGGUGAAGAAAGCGAUGAAGAAUGACAACACCGUUCCUGCUGCUUUGCUUCGCAUGCACUUCCACGACUGCUUCAUUAGAGGAUGUGAUGGUUCCGUGCUCUUGAACUCGACGGCAAAGAACACGGCCGAAAAAGACGGGCCGCCAAACAUCUCGUUGCACGCAUUCUAUGUGAUCGACCAUGCGAAGGAAGCAGCGGAAGCUCUGUGUCCCGGGGUCGUCUCUUGCGCCGACAUUUUGGCUUUGGCCGCUCGGGAUGCCGUUGCUCUGUCUGGAGGACCACAUUGGGAUGUGCCAAAAGGAAGAAAAGAUGGGAGGAUAUCAAAAGCAACUGAUACAAGGCAAUUACCAGCUCCAAUUUUCAACAUCUCUCAGCUACAACAAAGCUUCUCUCAAAGAGGCCUUUCCAUGGAAGACUUGGUGGCUCUCUCCGGUGGCCACACCCUCGGUUUCGCCCAUUGCUCGUCGUUCCAAAACCGAAUCCACAGCUUCAACGCCCUGAACGACGUCGACCCGUCGUUGCACCCGUCCUUCGCGGCACAGCUGCGGAAGGUGUGCCCGGCGCACAACAAGGCGAAGGGCGCGGGGUCCACGCUGGACUCGACGACGACAAAGUUCGACAACGUGUACUACAAGAUGCUCCUGCAAGGGAAGAGCAUCUUCACUUCGGAUCAGGCGCUGCUCACCGUCCCGAAGACGAAAGCGCUGGUCUCCAAGUUCGCCGAGAGCAGGGAGGAGUUCGAGAAGGCGUUCGUGAACUCCAUGAUCAAGAUGAGCAGCUUGAGUGGCGGCGGCGGCGGCCAAGAGAUUAGGCUCAAUUGCAGAGCAGUCAAUUGAUUUUGCAGACAGGGUGAUUUGUGUUUGUGUGGCGAAAUCGUGAUUUCAUUUUUCUCUCUUUGGUUUUUUUUGUUUCUUUGGCUGGUUUGAUAGUGAAUGGCAACAAUUCUUUCUCUUU
Syzygium oleosum is the source of this 1187-nucleotide messenger RNA. Its product is annotated as peroxidase 64-like. Gene Ontology annotation, cellular component: plasmodesma; plant-type cell wall. The transcript is spliced from 4 exons. Gene Ontology annotation, biological process: hydrogen peroxide catabolic process; response to oxidative stress. Gene Ontology annotation, molecular function: peroxidase activity; heme binding. NCBI's taxonomy places the organism in Eukaryota, Viridiplantae, Streptophyta, Magnoliopsida, Myrtales, Myrtaceae. The record is from RefSeq and is a predicted model, not a curated record. Bases 107 to 1069 code for a protein of 320 amino acids.